This is a messenger RNA of Oppiella nova, 360 nucleotides long. The record is from the annotation of a GenBank genome assembly. NCBI's taxonomy places the organism in Eukaryota, Metazoa, Arthropoda, Arachnida, Sarcoptiformes, Oppiidae.
AUGACUGAUAUUUUGGGAUAUGCGCGUGUAUCAACGCAACAACAAGAUUUAGAUUCUCAAAGACAUCGUCUUACUAAAGCCGGUGCUAUUCGGAUUUUUGAAGAUGUGAUAAGUGGCAAAAUCUUUGACAGACCUGGACUAGAAGAGUUAAUUGCUUAUGCCAGACCAAAUGAUUUACUUUGUGUAGUAAGGCUUGAUCGUUUAGGUCGUAGCCUAAAGGAAUUGCUUGAAACUGUAGAAUAUCUCAAAGAAUGCAAGAUUGGUUUAAUGUCCCUAGAAGAGAAGAUAGAUACAUCUUCUGCUGCAGGAGAAUUGGUAUUCCAUGCCUAUCGGCAACAUAGCUGCGAAAAAGUCCUAUAA